AUGUUUGUGACGUUCCAUGGAACCCACAGUGUUGUUUAAAACUAGAUUCUGAUUGGCUUGCAGGUCAUUCUACAGUGUAAAUUAUAAAUGAAAACGUGUUUUUAUAUCAGUGUUACAGAUUCACAUUACCGAGUGUGUCUCAACCCGUACCGCGCUUUUAUCUGCCUAAAGGUAUCUUCACGCACGACUGGACAGGCCUUUUGGAUACGCUUGUCCAAGGUAAGGAUAUGCGUCAAGCUAUAGCCUAAAUAACAUGGACCAAUGUUUUAAUGGAGGUAAGCACUACACUUCUGAUGGGUUUAAAGAUUGUAUUACAUUAUCUAAUAGUGAGAAAGUAAACCCCAGCUGUUAUUCUUUUCACAGGGAAGGACAAUCCCCAUUAUGUCAUGAACGUUUCAUUGAUGAACAACCAUAGAUAUUUUCCCUCCAAUUUGGCUCCUGUUCCUCCAACAGUGAGAAAGACCUGCCAGCAGAGCUCACUGGAGCAGGGAGACAUGCCGUCAUCCUUUUGGCGCCUGACAAAGCUUGAGAUUCAGAUCCUGCUGAACGAUGUUAAGCAGUCGAUUAACCACAUGCAGGGGACGCUGAACACCAUGCAGGGGCAGUGUAUUGAGUUGCAGACUGCCAUGUCUAAGGUAGUGUCAGAUGAGUCUCAGAGUGAUCUUCCUUGGCCUCAUCACAUGUCUCAGUUGCUCCUCCUUUGGAGGGAGGGGGACACCACCACGGGACAGCCCCUACACUUAUCGCUAGAGAUCGAACUUCAGACUCCCUCCAAAACCACUGAACCCCUCAACACACCGAAAGAGUUUAUGAUGCACACCCUUAGAGGGCGCCGGAACAGGAUAACUCCCUCCACCCUCACAAAGACACAGAGGAGGAGGAACUAUCCAACACCCAGGAAGAGAGAACGAGUGACCUCAAUCAAACACAGCCAGAAAGUGGAGGUGGAAGAGGCAUUAGAUAGAUGGAGGAGGUUACCCCAGAGGCCAUUCCUCCUGUUCAUGUGAGCAAGAAAGAGCAGAUGGCUUCUGAUCAGCCAAAUGGCAGGCAGAGGGAGAGGUCAUAGUGAUUCACACCCACAGAGAAAGACAACCCACACAAGCUCUUAGUUGAGAUGAACCACACAGAGGUAGAGGCAGAGGGCUUUCAGGCCUAGCAAGUCAGCCUGCCUGCUCUAAUCCUCAAGUCAAGAUUUGUAUUCAAUAAUUGAGAAGUCCCAUUUACUUAAUGAUCAUUUUUCACUGUCUUCAACCCUCAAGAACCAGGGUGAGUCUGGGUCACCCUUUUACUGGGCAGAUAGAACUUGCAUAUCG
Oncorhynchus kisutch (coho salmon) is the source of this 1313-nucleotide messenger RNA. RefSeq lists its product as uncharacterized. The record is from RefSeq and is a predicted model, not a curated record. Bases 387 to 1007 code for a protein of 206 amino acids. Lineage: Eukaryota; Metazoa; Chordata; Actinopteri; Salmoniformes; Salmonidae. The transcript has 3 exons.